Messenger RNA from Amphibalanus amphitrite, 861 nucleotides. Its product is annotated as U6 snRNA-associated Sm-like protein LSm4. Lineage: Eukaryota; Metazoa; Arthropoda; Thecostraca; Balanomorpha; Balanidae. The coding region runs from base 294 to 665 and encodes 123 amino acids. Gene Ontology annotation, molecular function: U6 snRNA binding. The transcript has 5 exons. The record is from RefSeq and is a predicted model, not a curated record. Gene Ontology annotation, biological process: spliceosomal snRNP assembly; nuclear-transcribed mRNA catabolic process; P-body assembly. Gene Ontology annotation, cellular component: spliceosomal tri-snRNP complex; U6 snRNP; P-body.
UAAAGAAAAUUAAAUUGCUAUAAUUUUGUUAAUCUUUUUUACUAAAAUCGAAAACAAAUUUUGCGUUUCAAGAGAGAACAAUCGUCAUUCUUUUGGUAUCUAUGACGCCAAUCUCCAGAAAUCUCCAGAUUGCGAUCCAGCGCCUCCAGUGAAACCUCUGGUAGAGCCUCCAGUCAAGAAUUUCUACUGGAGGCGCUGAAACAGGCCCAUUAUACCAUGCUCUUGCCUGAUCUGGCAAUAUAAGUCAUAAGAAGUUGCCACUCUCUUUGCUGAGAACGGCCCAAAGCCAUCCUAUGCUGGUAGAGCUGAAAAAUGGUGAAACGUACAACGGUCACCUGGUGAGCUGUGACAACUGGAUGAACAUCAACAUGAGAGAGGUCAUCUGCACAUCAAGGGACGGUGACAAGUUCUGGAGGAUGCCCGAGUGCUACGUGCGGGGCUCGACCAUCAAGUACCUGCGUAUUCCGGACGAGGUCAUUGACCUGGUCAAAGAGGAGGUGGUCGGCAAAGGUCGCGGUCGGGGCGACGGCAAGGGUCGCGGCGGCCAGCGGGGCCGGGGGCAGCGCGGAGGUUUCGGCGGCAGGGGCCGCGGUGGCCGCGGCGGCGGCGGCAGAGGCGGCGGUGACGGGGGCUGGGGCGGCGGCCGCGGUGGUCACCGCAACUAACCCGUCCCGGCACCGUCCUCAUCCUGAGCCCCAGGUCAGCCCGCUCUCACUGUUGGAGUCACCCCGGCCCUCCGCCGGCCGGUGAUAUCAUGUGUCAUGUUGUGUAGCAGUGUAUGUGAUCGCAGGGUCAUGCCUCAUUCAUACUGUGUACCUACUCAGAGCCAGUGACGUGAUAAUACAAAGCACGCUGGCGCGA